Messenger RNA from Schistosoma turkestanicum, 552 nucleotides. The record is from the annotation of a GenBank genome assembly. NCBI's taxonomy places the organism in Eukaryota, Metazoa, Platyhelminthes, Trematoda, Strigeidida, Schistosomatidae.
UGAAAGUUCUUUGGAGCGGAUUUCAGUUCUCGCGUCUUUCAAGAUUGCAAUUGAUUUAAUCUUCACAUGAAGCUGACAGAUGUAUGCAGUAAACUCUAUAAACGUUCUGCAGCUCAUUUCCCAGACCUUGAAUAUUAUAAGUAUGAAUAUUACAGGACUCCAGUUCUUAAAAAUUCAGUAAUUGGAAAAGGUGAUAGAGGAAGAAGAGCUAUCUGUAUUGAAGAAAUGUUAGCAAUGUUAGCUUGUUUAAAAAAUAGUGAUUAUGAUGAACGCCCUUGUACACAAGUAGUAGACACAUUCAAUAAAUGUGUCCAAGUAAUGGAGGAAAAGCGUAAAGCAAAGAAGGAUGCGCGGAAGUCAGGACUUGAGUUUUCUUCUACAAAUUCUGGUGGACCAGUUGAUCGAUUAUCAUCAGAACAAGUUACUAGACUUUUAAGACGUUUCCCAGAACCUUAGUGUUAUUUCAGCCCAUUGUUUGUACAUAUGUAGUAUCUAUUCCUAGUACUAACCAAUGUGUAUUCGGUUUUGUAAAAAUAUAACUGCUUUAAUUUA